GUUAGUUACUUUCCGCCUAGACUAAUCCUGAGAUGAGUGGCCAGCAAUAGAAGUUUUCAGAUUGCCCCGUAAUGAGGCGCGACAUGGUGAUUGAUAAACAGUCAGAAGUUGUCUUUUAUUAAUAUAUAAGGGAAAGUAAUGAGUAGCUAUUUUUACAUCUUAAAAAUGUAUUCGUAUUCUAAAAGUGUUGUAAUGAUUAAGAUGUAGGUGUUUCAGAAAAGCAGCAAAGUUUCAUUUUAAGUGGAAAAUGAGCCCAAUGACAUGAUGGAUAAUAUACAUAGUUUGGAUCCCCGAAAACAGGAGCUACUGGAGGCAAGGUUUUUUGGAGGAAGGGGAUUCACUUUUUCUCACUUAUCGCCAGAUCAACAGCAAAGACUAGUUCAAGCAUGCAGCUUCUCAGCAAUGCAAAAUUCUAACCACUCGCAGGGUUUGAGUGGAUUUAUUCCAUCACAAGGUGGUAGUGGUAACUCUUCUCAGCCUCAUAAUGACAACUCCAACCUCAGUGCAGCAAGUGGUUCUAGUGACAAAGAUAUAGAUAGUCCAGAAAAGCAGUUUAAUAGAACACCUCUAGAAAGAAAACGGAAGCGGAAAGAUGAUCAAGGAGGAGGAAAAAAUGUAAGAGGAGAGAAUGCCAAAAAAUUAAAUGAAUAUCUUAAGAAUCAAGUUCUUAGUCCUAGUCGUUAUGGAGGGUCCAAGUCACCAACAUCUCAAACAUAUUACUUGGGUAACUCAGGCUCUCCUCAAGCAAGUAUGAGUAAUAAUAUUGAUUGCUCAAGCAUGCUCUUCAUAUCCCAAAGGCCAGUACAAAUUUCCCACCGAACUGUUCAAACAGAUUUGACUAACAAUAAAAUAAAGGAGGUGGAGAGUAAAUCUGCAAUGGACUUAGAAAUCAGAGACAAUAGAAUAGAAGAAUUACAGAGGACAAAUGAAGAACUUCGUAGACAACUUCAAGCUCAACAGAAACUAAUAGAAAAACAAAAAGAACAGCUAACAAAAUGUACAGAUGUAACUAAACAACUAUUAAUUGAAAAGUCCACGAUGGAAAAGAAACAAGCUAGACAAAAAUGUAUGCAAAACCGGUUGAGGCUGGGGCAGUUUGUUACCCAAAGACAAGGAGCAACAUUUGUUGAAAACUGGGUGGAUGGGCACGCCUUUACGGAACUGUUAAAGAAACAAGAGUUAAUAGCAGCUGAAAGAGAAGAAAUAGAAAGGCAGCGUAAAUCUCUAGGGAAGAAGAAGACAAGUACUGCUCAACAGAAAACUAAAGCUAGUAAUGGAAGUUCACCAUUCUUAAAUGGAGAUUUCUUGAAGCCUGAUGCUCCAAAAGAACGAACAUGGCAUGACUACUAUGAACAAGAAGAAAUUCUCAAGCUAAGGCAGGCUGCACUUAAGAAAGAAGAUGCUGAUUUACAGUUAGAGCUGGAGAAGCUGGAGAGAGAGAGAAAUCUUCAUAUCCGAGAACUAAAGAGAUUACAUAAUGAAGACCAAUCAAGGUUUAACAAUCACACAGUAUUGAAUGAAAGAUACCUUCUUUUGACUCUACUUGGAAAAGGAGGAUUUAGUGAAGUACAUAAGGCUUUUGAUCUUAAAGAACAACAUUAUGUAGCUUGUAAGAUUCAUCAAUUAAACAAAGACUGGAAAGAUGAUAAGAAGGCUAAUUACAUAAAGCAUGCUUUAAGAGAAUACAAUAUUCACAAGGCUUUAGAUCAUCCACGAGUAGUCAAGCUGUAUGAUGUGUUCGAGAUUGAUGCCAAUUCGUUCUGCACUGUGCUAGGUUAUUGUGGUGGUCAUGACUUAGACUUCUGCCUCAAGCAGCACAAGAGCAUCCCAGAGAAAGAAGCCCGUUGUAUCAUCAUGCAGGUGGUGCAUGCUCUCAAAUACUUGAAUGAAAUCAAGCCUCCCGUCAUUCAUUAUGACCUCAAACCUGGAAACAUCUUACUAGACAGUGGCACUACUAGUGGGGGAAUCAAGAUAACAGACUUUGGACUUAGCAAAGUCAUGGACGAUGAAAAUUAUAACCCUGAACACGGCAUGGACUUGACUUCUCAAGGUGCUGGAACAUAUUGGUAUCUUCCUCCAGAAUGUUUUGUUGUUGGCAAGAGUCCACCUAAAAUCUCUUCAAAAGUAGAUGUUUGGAGUGUUGGAGUAAUUUUCUACCAGUGUCUGUAUGGCAGGAAGCCAUUUGGUCAUAACCUUUCCCAAGCAACAAUUCUUGAAGAGAACACCAUUUUAAAAGCUACAGAGGUUGACUUCCCUGCCAAGCCUGCUGUUAGUAAUGAAGCUAAGCAAUUCAUCCGCCGCUGUCUCCAAUACCGGAAAGAAGAUCGCAUUGAUGUAUUUGGCAUGGCAAAUGAUGACUAUUUCAAAUCCAACUAUGGCAAAUAUAGCCGACAAACCAGUUCAACAGAUAGAUCAUAGCCUUCUUUAAGGGGAACAGAAUUUUGAGGAUUUUGUUUCUCAAAACUGCAGUAGCUAUUUAGCUUGUCAACAUGCCAUUCUAAAUACAAAGGCUCUGCAUUGAUGUGGGGUGAUGCUGGAGAGAGCUGGUGCCAAAGAAUAGUGUAAUGAAUAUACAUUGUACUCAAUCUACCUUUCCUGAAAACACCGUACGCCAGAUCAGCAACAUGAUCUUCUUCUGUUUAUUCUCUGCAUUUUCAACAGCAGUCAAUAAAUUCAGAAAUCCUAAUGUAUACAAGGAAAAUAAUGUGAUGGAACCACAAAGGUAGUGGCACUUGUAUGCAAAUUUCUCUCCAGUUUGAGUAGCAGUUGCGUUUAAUCUCAGGUGACAUCUCUACCCUUGUGAGCCUAGAUGUGCUCAGUGUAAUAUAAACUGUACAGAGUUUAGAUGAGAAAGGAACAGCAUAAAUACUUUAUGAGUGUGUGUGUGUGUGAAUAAUUCUAUAAUAUGAAAACUACAACAUAUUACUUUUGUGUAGAAAAGUUAAAAACUAAGGGGUUUAAUCUGAUCAAUUAAUAGUCCAAACCAUCUCUUCCUGUGAAUAGUAUUUAAAGUUUGACCUCUUAUUAUAAAUUUAGGUGAAUUUUAUUGAAAAAAAAGGAGCAACUUCUUCAAAUUGCUGAAAAACUGCAGUCCAGUAUUUAUCAAGUCAGUGUUACAGUAUUUACUGAAUCAGUAAUAUAUCUUCAAUUCACUGAGUCAGAUAUUCAGGAUCUCCUAGUCCAUCAUUUGAGACCUUACUAAAUCAGUUUGUUCGUCAUGUAGGGAAACAAAUGUUGUGUUCUGGAUUAACAAUUUAUUAGUUUCUCAGUCAUAACUCUAUACUUAAUCUACAUAAAGAAUUAUUGUAUAAUACUUUAUUUUUACAGGCUCAAUAUUUUAGUGGUUUACUGAUGUGGUUGCUAAAUAACUACUAAUUCCAAAGUCUACAGUUAACCACUGGACCUAUUGAUAGAGUAAUCCAUUUAGUAAUGUUUGGCACAAUUCUUCUCUAUUUUCUCUGUUAACUACUCAAUACUCAGGAAUGUAUUUGACAGUAAGCAUUAUCAAGAUAUUAACUGAGCCAUUCAUUUUACUAACUAUAUGAUAAUCUCUUUGAUAAUUACUGAAUUAGCCCUUCAAUUUUAUUUAAGUAAAUCAACACCUCAGUAUCUUCAGUCAGCAAAUACUCAAUUAACCAUUCAAUGCCUCUUGGUUCACAAUUUCAACAAAUAGUACGUUUGUUAUACAUUAAUCCAGAAUCAGUCUUAACAUUUAGUUAAUUUAUAUUACAUAAUUAACACUAAGUAAACUUUAGUACCUAAUAAACUUAUGGUAUAUUAGUCUCAAAGUGGGUUCCUCGUCAUCGAAUUUAAACUUAUGGAAUAUUAAUCACUGAGAGUAUGUUAGUAUCAAGUAAAAUUAACUAACAUUAACUACCAAACUAAUGCCUAGCAUAUAGCAACCUACCUUACUGAAUUAAUUCUGAAUCAACUUUUAAAUUGAAAUUUGAGUUAAUAACUUUUGAAACAUCUUAGUGUCGGACCAGGCAUGACCUGAUGGCUAGCGUGCCAGAUUGAAUCUUAGGGUUCAUUAUUUGCAUCCUUUGCCAUAAAAACUUGUUUUGCAGUUGUGAGUACAUUAUAGAAGUAACAUUCAAAUCCUACUAUUCAAUUUAGAGUAGCACAAGAGUUGGUGGUGCAUGCUGUUGACAGGCUGCCUUUCGUCUAACUUAACAGUUCUAAAUUAUGAAAAGUUUAGUGCAGAUAGCCCUCGUGUAGCUUUGCACAAUUUUCUGAAAUAUACAAACCUUAAUGUCAAUCUUUUGAUAACUGUUGGUUUAACUCUUGAGAAUCCUUCUAAUGAAUUAAAUCAUUCCUGUUGAAUCAAUUGUUUAACAACUGUUUGACUAACAAGUUUCAUUACCUUCUGAAUUAUAAUUUCUUUAUCAUCUUGAUUGAUGCAUUAGUUUUCACUGAAUCAUAAUAAAACUUCAGGUAAUUGCUUGAUUAUCACUUCCAUUUGUAUUGGAACAUCAUCAACAUUUGCUGAACCGGUAUCUAAAUUUCCUCUGAAUCAAAACUUCAGUAGCUACUGAAUCUACAGUUUUUUAUUUACAUCUGAAUCUGUCAAAUCAACAUUUUAUUAUCUUCUGGAUUAAAAAAAUCAGUUUAAACUGAACCCAUCUUAGUACUUGUGAGAGUGUUACUUUGUUAUCUGCUAAAUCAACACAUUGGCAUAUAUUAGAUCAACAUUUCUGUAUCUUCCAAAUAGACUUUGUGGUGUCUACCAAGGAAAUACUUUGUUUUAUAUUAGAUCAGCUCAAACAACAGCUCAGUUGCCACUAGACUAAGAGUUUGAUACCAACUGGAUUGGCACUUGGUCACCACUUUGCCAGAUUUGACAAUAGCUAAGAAACUUUCAGAGUAAAAUAUCAGAAAUCAAACAAUGGACAAUUACUGGAUACAAAAGGGGUAUUUCCUUUAUUAAUUUGUUUGCAUUUUAACAAUGCAAAGUGAUUGUGAUAGACAGCAGAGGGUCUCUUUUCUCAACUGAUUAUUAACUUAGUCAUUGUCACAGCUCUGACAUCAAAUUUGUUGUUACAAAUUAUCUUGUAUAUUAGAUGUUUGUGUGGUGUAGGUCAGCAGAUCUGUAUUUUUUUUUUCCUGAAGUUCAUCCAAGAUUACCUUCAGUUAAUGUAAGUCAGGACUCCAUUUGAUAAAGAUGACCCAUCUCAAUAGAACAGCAAUGGCUGGCAGUUCCUUGAAUGUUGAAAACUGAAGACAUAAAGUCUGUGAUAAUAAAAAACAAAUGUCUCUGUCUCAUGUUUCUAUUUAAAGAAAGAACACAAUAAGCUUCCUGAACAAAUAUUUCACAAACUAAUUAUAAAAUUUCUUUUAACAGCAUUUCUAGUCAGUACAAUAAAACAUGUGGGUCACUAGUCAUUUUGAAAUAACAUACUGGUCAAAACUGAAAUUGCUCUGUUUGUGAUUGGACUGUUGGCAUAGAUGAUGCAUG
Limulus polyphemus (Atlantic horseshoe crab) is the source of this 5455-nucleotide messenger RNA. RefSeq names its product serine/threonine-protein kinase tousled-like 1. Gene Ontology annotation, biological process: chromosome segregation; peptidyl-serine phosphorylation; intracellular signal transduction. Lineage: Eukaryota; Metazoa; Arthropoda; Merostomata; Xiphosura; Limulidae. The record is from RefSeq and is a predicted model, not a curated record. The transcript is spliced from 19 exons. Gene Ontology annotation, cellular component: nucleus. Gene Ontology annotation, molecular function: ATP binding; protein serine/threonine kinase activity. Bases 262 to 2418 code for a protein of 718 amino acids.